CUGAAAGAUGUUAAUCACUUAUCUACUUCAAAGAAAAACCAAGUCAAGUACAUAUAUAAAGAAAAAUGCUUGAUAAGCUUGUUGGAGGGGUCGCUGAGUUCGGCCGUGGCCGCGGUGGUUACGGGUACGAGGAACGCAAGGAGUUCGCAUCUCAUGUGGAGUCGGAAGGAGGCUACUUUGACCGUCAAGCCCGCUAUGACCACCGCAUGAGGCUUCCGGGCAACCAUGGCCGUCCACCCAUGUCUCACAUGUCUGUCUGCGAGGAAGAAGACUCAGACGUGGAGGAGUUCUUUGAGAGCAGUAAGAGCCACCACACUAGCAACAACCACCUGCAGCACCACCAACAGUCACCUCAUCGCAACUUCAUUCCCCCACCUCACCACAACAUGGGUAAUGGAUGGCAGGGGCAGCAUGAAGGUGCAUACCACGGCGGGCACGGGAUGCAGCACCACGACAUGCACGGUAUGCAGCACCAGGGAGGACACGGGAUGCAGCACCAGGGAGGACACGGAAUGCAGCACCACGGAGGACACGGGGUGCAGCAUCAGGGCGGGCAUGGGAUGCAACAUUACGACCAGCACGGGAUGCAGCACUACGGCGGACAAGGGAUGAAGCACCAUGACAGGCUUAUGGCUCCCCAGUAUCCACCACAUUCAGUAGUGGCCGUGAAGGCUACCGAGAAUUGGCGGGUAAGCAACAACCGCAAAACCGGCUGGGGGAGUAAGGGACUCUAGACUACACCUAAAUACUCUGCCGGUUCAAAUAAGAAAGUAAUGAUUAUCUAUUCCAAGGAAUAAAUGCAUAAGAUGUCAUGUAUGUGUGUGAUGGACAUGUUUCAAUAUCGUACCAAAACCAAAUAGGGGACUUUAACCCCAAAAAAGUGCUUUUGUUUGAUGAUCUCAUGAUUACUAAGGAGUGUUGUUGUUGUUGUUGUUGUUGUUUCUUAUGUUUAAUAAAAGUGAUGUGUAAUAUCAUUGGAAGGAAUGAUUGCUCAAAAUUAAGUUGAAAGUACGUUGUGGUGUAACAUAAACCCUAUGGAAUGUAUAAGUUAAACUAA
This is a messenger RNA of Camelina sativa (false flax), 1057 nucleotides long. RefSeq lists its product as uncharacterized. The record is from RefSeq and is a predicted model, not a curated record. Lineage: Eukaryota; Viridiplantae; Streptophyta; Magnoliopsida; Brassicales; Brassicaceae.